AAUAAUUAACAAUGUGUUAAUGUGUUAAUGUGUUUUAUUUCAUGUAUACACAAAUAAUAUAUAGCAAAAGUCUAUAACAACACAUGCGAUGCAUUUGCUCAAAAUGCUACAUCACGCUUGAUUAUCUGGAUAAUUUUAUAUUUUUAAAAUCUAGAAUAUAUAUGUAGUAUCUUAUAUGCACGGACGUGCAUGUUUCUUAUUUUGCAAAAUAGGUAUAUCGCUUAUAAUUCAUUUCGUGAUCCAUAUCAUCGUUCUGACAUCGUUGGCCAUUGUGGGUAUACGUUCCCACGCGCGAGCAAGCGAUUUUCAGUUCCCACGCGCGCUGCUGACGGUAAGGUAAAUCUACUAAGCUGAUGGCCUCGACGCGACGGCCAUCGGGCCAGGUGUCAGUCAAGCGAUUCUAAUGUCAUCGUCACGCGAGAAAGCCGACACAUAGCGAAGACUCAGGAAUGGGGAAGACCACGAGAGUAGUCGUCUGCGGGAUGAAAGGCGUCGGCAAGACCGUCCUGCUGGAGCAGCUCGUAUAUGGAAACGUCAACAUGAGGACGGAAAUUCAUCCCACAAUCGAGGACAUUUACGUCGCUAACAUUGAGACUGAUCGGGGCACAAAGGAGAAGAUCAGGUUCUACGACACGGCCGGGCUCGAAUCCCUGCAGAGCAAUGUAAACAAUCAGCAGCUUCCGCGGCAUUACCUCGGCUUCGCCGACGGCUACGUCCUGGUGUACGACACCGGUAAGCCCGAGUCCCUCGACGUUCUCUUCCCAUUGAAGAAGGACAUCGACAAGAACAAGGAUAAGAAGGAGAUAACUGUGAUCGUGAUCGGUAAUCGAGCAACGAGAACCGACGCCGUGCUGAGUAGCCUAGAGAACACUGUAAGCAAAGCGGCCAACUGGUGCACCAGGGAGAAGGUCAAGCAUUACGAGGUGGACAUCAUGGACAGGUCUACCCUGUUCGACGCGUUUGUGCAUUUGUCGUCUAAGCUGAAUCCGCCCGCUAACAAAAGUACAUUUUCACAAUUAAGUAUGGGUAGGAAGAAUGUCAAGGCCGAGGCACAGUGACGAUGACUCUUGGAAAUUUAAUUAAUGAGUUGAUUCAAAUGGCAGCAAUACACGAGUCCUUGUGAAUUUUAUACUCAGGUAUAACGUAUUUAAUUAUUUGCUGGCUGGACAAAGUCGCCACAUGACACAGACAUGCUUUGAGAUCUCAAUAUAACGGUAUAUUUAUAUUAUAUUUUUCUUGCUGACCUCAUAUGUGAUACUAGGCAUCGAAAUGGAAUUUUGCAGUAGUCAUGGAUAUCAUGAGUCAUGUACUUAAGAUGUACCAACAAUGUUUUGCUGGUUCAAAGCGUCGUUUUAAUACAACAUUUAUUUCAUCAAAUUGAAGGUAAAUGCAAAGCUAUUAAAAUACAAAUUUGUUAAUAUUUUACUUUGUGACUGCGUUACUAUAUAUAGUUAUUUAAAAGACUUAUUGUUUAAUCGCUUAAAAAUAUGCUAUAAAAAGUUUUUAAUGAGUCUCUCUCUUAAAGAUUUGUGUACUUAAAUCGCUUACUGGUUUAACUCUGGUUAAGUUUGAAAGCGUAAUGACUUACAUAAAAAUAACUUUCUGUACUUAUUAUAAUCACAAUUGUGAUGUACGUCAUUAAUAAAUUAUUAUUUGUACAAUAAAAAUAUUGAAUGAA
Molecule: messenger RNA, 1678 nt
Organism: Monomorium pharaonis (pharaoh ant)
Lineage: Eukaryota; Metazoa; Arthropoda; Insecta; Hymenoptera; Formicidae
Gene: kappaB-Ras
Product: NF-kappa-B inhibitor-interacting Ras-like protein
Exons: 2
Coding region: 450-1058 (202 amino acids)
Biological process (GO): canonical NF-kappaB signal transduction
Molecular function (GO): GTP binding; GTPase activity
Source: RefSeq, a predicted model, not a curated record